This is a messenger RNA of Perca flavescens (yellow perch), 2241 nucleotides long. It is a transcript of the gene ankk1, whose product is annotated as ankyrin repeat and kinase domain containing 1. Bases 1 to 2241 code for a protein of 746 amino acids. The transcript is spliced from 9 exons. NCBI's taxonomy places the organism in Eukaryota, Metazoa, Chordata, Actinopteri, Perciformes, Percidae. The record is from RefSeq and is a predicted model, not a curated record. Gene Ontology annotation, molecular function: protein kinase activity; protein binding; ATP binding. Gene Ontology annotation, biological process: protein phosphorylation.
AUGGGAUCUGUGUUCAUGGAUUGCCUUGACGGAUCCCCUGGGCAGUUCAGGAACUUCAAGAAGGACGAUUUUGAGGCUGAUUGGAUUAAGGUGGCAGAAUGCAGAUUUGGUCAGGUGUACCAGGUCAGGCUUAAGCGCCAGCAGGAAAAAUGUGCCUUGAAGAGCUUUCACACAACGUUAUGUGCAAACAACAUUUACAGAACAAUAGACGAGGCGUCCAACAUAGCCAAAGUGAAAUUCAAAAACAUUGUGUCCAUCUACGGACUGUGCAGUGAGGCGUCUGCUGUGGUGAUGGAGCACAUGAGUAAUGGAUCGCUGAACAAUCUCCUAGCCAGUCACACUUUGAUGUGGCCAAAGAAGUUCCAGAUGAUUCAUGAGGCCUCUAUGGGAAUGGAUUUCCUUCACAGCAUGACACCUCCACUACUCCAUCUUAACCUCAAGACAUCCAACAUCCUACUAGACAAUUGUCUCCACGUCAAGAUUUCAGAUUUUGGUUUAAUCCACUGGGAGGAGGGCAUGAACAGUAAAUUGUUCGUGGAGCAUCUGACAGCAAGAGGGAACAUAAGUUACAUUCCUCCAGAGACGUUCAGUCAGUGCCCCGAUCCUCCAGGAACUACCUUUGAUGUGUACAGCUUUGGAAUAGUGAUGUGGGAGAUUCUGUCUCAGCAGAAACCAUAUGCAGGGUGCAGUACGACCACAGUGCUUUUACAGGUGUCACAUGGUAAGAGACCCUGUGUGGAGAUGAUACCCGAACAGAAGCCACGUGAGAUAAUCGACAUCAUGAGGCAGUGCUGGGACCAGGAUCACAGGAAGAGGCUACAGUUCUCAGACACUGUGAGGAAAACGGAAGCUCUGAGUAAAGUCCUGAAGUUCCCAGGACCAAUCCAAUGUCACAAAAACGGGGAAGAGGGACAGGAAUUAGAACAUCCUUGGCUGGUUCACCCAAUGCAUAAACCGAGAGGAACUGCAGAUACGGGGGAUAAUUCUCUCAUUCUCUCUCUGCUGUGCAAAAAGGACUUCGGUAGUUUCAGAAAGUCUGUGAAAAGAGAUCAUGUUUACACACAGUUUUCAGGCGAGACGAGCCUCCUCCACUACACGGUAGCCAGCGGUGAUGUAGAGAGUGUCGAGCACGUCCUGAGACUGGGUGCUGAAGUCAACUGUAUGACUGCCAGAGGUUACACUCCUCUUAUUAUUGCUGUUGUACACAGGCUUUAUGACAUCAUCUCAUUGUUGCUGGAACAUGGUGCAGCUGCCGCCCAGGGAGAUGAGGACCAGUGGACAGCGCUCCAUUUUGCUGCUCAGAACGGAGACGACAGGACUGUCCGACUUCUGUUGGACAAAGGAGCAGUGGCGGAUGCCCGGGAAAAAACCGGUUGGAUGGCCCUCCACCUAGCCUGCCAAAAUGGCCAUGAAACAGUGGUGCGCCUGCUGCUUUCACGGCUGUCAGAGGAAGCAAUCGGAGAACGGGAGGCACAAGGGAGGACGCCGCUCCACCUAGCCUCCGCCUACGGGCAUCCGAAUAUUGCCAAGCUCCUCCUCUCCAAGGGAGCAGAUCCCAACGCUGCUGACUGCUCUCUCUCCACUGCUCUUCACCUAUCAGCUGAGGAAGGCCAUAACAGAAUAGUCAGACAGUUGGUGAAGAGUGGGGUGAAUAUUAACAGUGCAGACAGCAUAGGAUACACUCCACUUCACCUGGCUGCUCUGAGAGGCCAUACAGGCAUAUGCAGACAGCUGUUGUCAAACGGGGCCUGCCCAGACUCCAAGACCCUCCAAGGCUGGACACCCAUGCACCUGGCUGCCUUAAGGGGACAUGGAGCCACGGUGGUCCAGCUGGAGAGUCAGGGUGGUUGUGUGAACGCUGGAGGUGAGAAUGGAUGGAGCCCGCUCCACCUUGCCUGCCACCAGGGUGAGCCGGAAGUGGUGGCAAAACUCCUGGCAGCCAAAGCCGACCCAAACGUGUCGGAGGACAGCGAAGGAUGGACGCCACUGCAUGUAGCUUGUACAAGUGCCAGUUUACCAAGUGUCCUCCACUUGAUAUCACAUCAUGCAGAUGUCAAUGCAGUAAACUCAGGAAAGGUGGCACCUUUACACCUGGCUGCCCAGAAUGGCUGUAUGCCUAUUGUAAAGGCUCUGCUGCUGAAUGGAGCAGACAGGACUCUGAUGGACGGUUCUGGAUCCACAUCUCUAGAUGUGGCCCAGAGGUGUGAAAAAUGGGAAAUAGUGGAACUACUGCAGAAGUAG